Anolis sagrei ordinatus is the source of this 622-nucleotide messenger RNA. RefSeq names its product NADH:ubiquinone oxidoreductase subunit B1 (gene NDUFB1). Gene Ontology annotation, cellular component: mitochondrion. Lineage: Eukaryota; Metazoa; Chordata; Lepidosauria; Squamata; Anolidae. The record is from RefSeq and is a predicted model, not a curated record.
GCUAAAUUGUCUCGCGUCUCCUUUAAAAAUGUGAUCGCAUAGAAUAAGGGACUCUGAGCGCGGAAGAAAACAGGAAACGCCUCUUUUGCUUUCCCUCGGCGAAUGGACUCUUCCGCCUCCCCGCCGGCCGGAAUAGUUUGACCUCUUUAGAGAGAACAAGAAGGCCUGAAGGAGAGUAACUAUGGUGAAUAUCCUCCAGCUUGUGCGAGAUCACUGGGCCCUGACAUUGGUUCCGAUUGGAUUUGUGGUGGGAUGUUACUUUGACAGGAGAAAUGAUGAGAAACUGAGCUUCUUCAGAAACAAAAGCAAAUUAUAUCACAGGGAAUUGAAACCUGGAGAAGAAGUCACAUGGAAAUAAUGUUUCAAAUGAAAUGAUUGUGUCAUUGAGUGAAACAAAAAUUGUUAGUCCCAGGCCAUCUAUUAAAUUCAUGACUUUAGCAGGAGCUUAAGAAGUUACUUUUAAGAAGAAACGCAUAACAUUUUUUCCAGUUAUGAAUGAAUGUAAUUGCAUUCAUUUUUCUUUAGAGUAAAAUUCUAAAGUUUGUAUUUCUGGAAUUUCUUCUCUGGGGACAUACACAUGAGAUCUUUUUUCCACCUUUAAAUAAAAAGAAGAUGACAACCA